Molecule: messenger RNA, 1890 nt
Organism: Lactuca saligna
Lineage: Eukaryota; Viridiplantae; Streptophyta; Magnoliopsida; Asterales; Asteraceae
Source: the annotation of a GenBank genome assembly
AUGAAGGGCUCUAAUCUUCUACGUGCUCCAACCUCUCUCUCGACUUCACUUCCACUAUAUUCUCCUCUCAAAUUCGUAGCCCCCUUCAGAAAUCCCAUAUGUUUCAGUCACCUGAUCCUAAGUUCUUUGAAGCUUCACCCAAUUCGCAUCUCUUCUCUGCACGCUACUGCUACUCAAGAGACUGUAGAAGUUGGUGAGACUGAGUCACAAUUUGUUGAAAUUGGGUACAUAUCUAGCGUCCAUGGACUACAAGGAGAGGUUCGGGUCAAGCCUAACACAGAUUUUCCAGAACUGAGAUUUGCAGAGCCAGGAAGGAGAUGGUUGAAGAGACAGAUUUUAGGGAGAGAAAUAGUUGAAGAGGUUGAGUUGAUGGAGGGAAGAGGACACCAUGGACAAAAGAGUUGGAUAAUUAAAAUCAACAACAUUGACAAAGUAGAGCAGGCUCAACAACUCGUGGGGUCAACAAUACUUGUAUUGGAUGAAGAUAGACCAGAGUUGGAAGAAGGUGACUUUUAUGCACGUGAUCUUGUUGGCAUGAGAGUUACUCUUCAGGAAACUGGUGAACCAGUGGGAACUGUUGUGAAUGUUUUCGACAAUGGAGGAAGUGAUCUCUUACAAGUUAAGCUUAAUUCAUCUUUAGAUAUAAUAGACAAAAAUGGAAAGAUGAAAUCAGAAGCACCUCUUGUGUGGGUCCCAUUUGUUGAAGCAAUUGUUCCUCAUGUUGAUAUGAUAAAACGAGAAAUGACGAUUACGCCCCCUAAGGGACUCCUUGAAUUAAAUGUAAGGUCCGAUGAAAGGUCAAAGAAAGAACGCCGACAGCUUGAAUGGAAAGAUAGGAAAAAGUUUCAGAAAAGGGUUAUAGCAGCAAAAAAGAAACUGUGUGAAAUGGAACAGAAGCAUGUUUUUGAGGGGUUUAGAUAUGGAGAGAAAUCUCAAGGGAGUUUAUUAGCUGAACAGAUUGUUGGUGUUAACUCCCAACUGCUUCAAGUAGCAUUAAAGACUAUUGAGACACCUUCUGACAGGUGGCAUUUAUCCGAGUUCUUGGAAGCAUAUAAUAAAGAAACAACAAGAGAUGUUUUCAAGGUUUCAAAAGGGUGUCUUGUUAGUGAAGAUAAAGAGUACACAAGUUCCAAGAUAACAGAGAGGUGUAAGGCUCUGAUAUCCAAUGGCAAAGUUGCAAAUAUUUUGGUUGUUGAGGGUAAAAGUUCUGAAUCUGAAGGGACUGAUAGAUUUAUCCAAAGAUUAGUCGAGAUGGAAAGCCAUGGAACCACACCUUUGAUUCUGGUUUGUCCUAUUAACAAAAUGGAAACAUUUCAAAACUUGAUGACAGAUAAUGACUACUUCGGCUUUGAUCCUGAAAAGGUUUGGAUUUUGGAAGAAGAAAAGUUACCAGUUGUAAGCUCUUCACAUGGAGAACACAAGAUCUUGAUGAAAUCCCCAUGGGAAAUACUCCAAAAGCCAGUUGGAUCUGGUGGUGUCAUUAGCUUACUUUCAUCACACAAUAGCUUAGAGUCUCUUGCUGCAAUGGGUGUUGAGUAUAUUGAGAUUUCUAGUGUAGAUCAAAGAUAUAUUGGUGGGGAGGAUCUUGUUGGUUUGGUGGAUUCAAGUGAAGCUGAUGUUGGGAUAAAAACCUUUGGUGGCAUCAAUGGCGUUGAUGAUAUUUUCAACAUGGUAUUUUCUAUAAAAUAUAUAACACAAUUGACAAAAAAUAUCAACAAGUUGCUAUUUGAUGCUGUUUUGAGGUCAACCCAACACGUGGAGAUGGUUGACAAAGAAUGGGUGGAUAUAACACCUUCAACACAUAACUCAUAUGAGUUUCGUUCUUCAAUUUAUACUUGUUUAAAAGCUUGUUCUUUUGAUAAAGUUUGUGUAAUGGAGGUUGUGGAUUAG